Seminavis robusta is the source of this 342-nucleotide messenger RNA. Lineage: Eukaryota; Bacillariophyta; Bacillariophyceae; Naviculales; Naviculaceae. The record is from the annotation of a GenBank genome assembly.
AUGUUUUCCAGAUCUUUUUCCAGAUCUUUUGGCCAGGGAAGAGGUGGAUAUCGUUGCCAUUCGAGCCCUGAGCGAAUUAUAUUCCUUUUUGGUUUUGCCUUCCAAAUCACAGAAUUCUUUGAAAGAUCGGUCGGGGUGUUGAAUCCUUGUUUGUUCCCACGUGUUAAUGAACGCCUCAAAUGUAGCUUUUGGCAAACCUUCGUUGCAUUUUUGGGGGUGUGUGGCACCAUCGCUUCCAUUAUCGGUAAUAUUGGAAGCAUUCAUGAUCAAUCGUGGGCAGGAGGAGAGAGAGAGAGAGAUGAGCUGUUGGUCAGGGAAGGUGGGCUGGAAGUUGUGCUCUGA